UUUUCGUCAUGUAUGCACUAAAACUCGAUGGAAGGAGAGGCGGCGGCCAGAAACAACGUUUUAUAAAGUAGGGGUGGGUCUGUGAGAAUCAGUCGUAACGGAACUGUCGUGAAUAUUAGUUGCAUUGGUUAUAUAACAACAUGGAGCUUAAAGUGUUACUAUUCUUUGGACUCGUUUCAAUUGCAUCUGCCUCGGUCAAACUCCGAGAAGUAUUUUCUUGGAACGUAUUAGAUUGGAACUAUCCAGAUCAGUACUCGAGGCAGCAAGCCCUUAGAACGGGGGCCUUGAUCCCCGAAAACGCUUUGCCAGUCGGUGUCGAGAGAUGGAAGAACAAACUCUUCGUUACUGUCCCAAGAUGGCGUGAGGGAAUCCCAGCUACGCUGAACUACAUACCUCUCGACGCUCCAUACGACCCGUCUCCGAAACUGAACCCCUACCCAAGUUUCGAAGGCAACGAAGUGGGAAACUGUCAAAGUGGAUUGAACACUGUCUACAGGAUCAAAGCCGAUCGCUGCGACCGUCUGUGGGUUUUAGACGUAGGCACAUACGGAUAUGAUCCCAACGUCACGAAUCUUUGCCCCUACACACUGAAUGUAUACGACCUUAACACUGACCAACGUAUUCGCAAAUACGUGUUCCGUCCUGAAGACAUUGUAUCCACGACAUUCAUCGCCAACAUUGCCCUUGACAUCGGAUCGAGUUGCGACGACGCAUUCGCGUAUUUCUCCGACGAACUUGGCUAUGGCCUGAUAGCCUACUCCUGGGAACAAAACAAAUCUUGGAGGUUCAGCCACAGUUACUUCAUGCCUGAUCCUCUCGUUGGAGAUUUUAACAUCGCCGGCCUCAACUUCCAAUGGGGUGCUGAGGGCAUCUUCGGCAUUACGACCUCUCCUAUUGGAUCUGAUGGAUAUAGAACACUUUACUUCACUCCAUUAUCAAGUCACACUGAAUUUGCAGUGUCGACUCGUAUAUUGAGAGAUGAAAGUAAAGUCAAAGGUUCUUACAAAGACUUUUCUGUUGUCGGAGUCCGCGGACCCGAUAGUCACACGACCGCCAAGGUAAUGGACGAUUCGGGCAUUCAAUUGUUCAGUUUGAUUGAUCAAAACGCUAUUGGAUGUUGGAGUUCGUCUUUGCCUUUUAAGCCGCAAAAUAUAGGCAUUAUUGAUAAAGACGAUGUAGGUUUAGUGUUUCCUAGCGAUGUGAAAAUUGAUGAGGAACGUAACGUUUGGGUAAUGUCGGACCGUAUGCCAGUAUUUCUUGAAGCUGAAUUAGAUUAUAGUGACAUUAACUUUAGAAUUUACACUGCACCUAUGGAUACGAUGGUUCAAGGGACCGUAUGUGAACGUUCCCCUCAGUACUUGCAGGGCAAACCACAGUCUAAACCUCAAAUUUCCACCUUUCCUCAACCAACAAUUGCGUAUUUCGAUUCCGGCUUGGGAGUUAGUUCUAGUAAACUCAACGCGCCAAUUUCGUUUUACACAUCUACUCCUUCAUACCAGUACGAUCCUCCAACUACUUACAGACCACAGGUAAUAAAGAAUACUGUUGCGAAAGUACAGAGCUAUGUCAAUAUUCCCAAACAAACUGCAGUUCCUUACAUUGCAGCUAGGGUUGCUAAACUUAAAUCGCCCGAAAACAAUCCUUGGUGGUUGCAAGACGGCAACUACCAGAUAUUCGAACAUUAAAUAUAUAUAAUGUCAAACGAAUAUAAUACGAAUGUAGAUUAAUUUGUUUUAUGUGUGUGUGUGUGUGUGUAUAUGUGUGUGUGUGUGUGUGUAUAUGUGUGUGUGUGUGUUAUUAAAGUAUCAGUAAAUAUAGAUUCAUAUAUCGGGAUAUAUUUUUGAUAUUUACCAUUAUACUCGUAACUGAAGUGCAUAUGCUAUUAAUGUAUAACUAAAUUCAUCUUAAUGUGUUCUAUUAUAGUAACACUUUGUAUAUUACUGUCGCCAUAGGUGAUAUAUUUUGUUUUUGCUUUAUGUAGUACAUCUAUGUGUAUAUUUGCGUGAUCAUUGUAUAAAAUGUUGCAGUUUUGUAUUGUGUGUGUUUAUUUAAUAUAUUGUUAAGGCGCAUAUUGUCUUUAUUAGAAUAUCCAUAAUAUAUUUCUUUUUCUAUUAUA
Molecule: messenger RNA, 2116 nt
Organism: Manduca sexta (tobacco hornworm)
Lineage: Eukaryota; Metazoa; Arthropoda; Insecta; Lepidoptera; Sphingidae
Gene: Y-y
Product: protein yellow
Exons: 4
Coding region: 141-1685 (514 amino acids)
Cellular component (GO): extracellular region
Source: RefSeq, a predicted model, not a curated record